This is a messenger RNA of Octopus bimaculoides (California two-spot octopus), 2183 nucleotides long. RefSeq names its product WD repeat-containing protein 26. Lineage: Eukaryota; Metazoa; Mollusca; Cephalopoda; Octopoda; Octopodidae. Gene Ontology annotation, biological process: proteasome-mediated ubiquitin-dependent protein catabolic process. Gene Ontology annotation, molecular function: protein binding. Gene Ontology annotation, cellular component: GID complex. The record is from RefSeq and is a predicted model, not a curated record.
AUCUUUAUUGAAAAAAAAUCAUUUUAAAUCGGGGGAGACACAUACAAGUUUUUAUUAGAGGGGGGAAUUAAGGACAUGGAAUUUCCCAUGAUGCUCUACUGCUACUGACGUCAUCGAGCAAAACAAAUUUGGUCACCAACUUGUGUUGUGUUCGCACUGGUCGGAGCUUGUCUUCACUCAAACAACACAAAUAACAAGAGCAACAAGAAACCCCAAUAUAACAAUCACCACCACAACAAAAACAACCAACACCAUCAUCACAAUAUACCAAACAACAACAAAGAAAAAAAAAACAUAGUGGAAAAGGGGUCCGACUGAUCAGCGAUAUUAAUGCUACAACAAAUUACUUAAGCAAUCCGGCAAUUCUGGCAUCGUCUUCAGAAUCAGAAGACGGUGGAGUUUCUCCCCCACCGCCCAAAAAGCAACGAGUCUCAGCCGCUAACAUGCAGUCGAAUGGCUGCCCUCAGCACAAUGGAGAGAGCGAGGAAAUAGCGUCUACUUCCCGACAGAACGGUUCUUGUUCUGCUACGGCGAAUGGUGAGGUGGCCACACUAGAAGAUAGACAACAUCUUUUGAAAACCAUGUCCCAGGCGGAUCAAGACGUAGUUCGAUUAAUCGGCCAGCAUCUCCGUGGGCUCGGCUUGAAAUUUUCUAUAGAAAUUAUAGCCAUGAUUUGUUAUGACAUUUCAUAUCCAAAUAUGUUUAAUGCAAACAAGAAUGUGAUUGAAGAUGGGAAAAUAGCUUUUGGAGGUAUAUGUUAUGCUGACCAUGAUUUGAAUGAAUUGAAAAUGUUGAUUGAAGAUAGCUGUCAGACAACUUUGAAGAUGAAAUUUCUUAUUCUUGAACAGAAGUAUCUUGAGUUCUUAGAAGAAGGCAAGAACUUGGAUGCAUUACAGUGUUUACGACAUGAAUUAACGCCGUUAAAAUUUAAUACUGAACGUGUGCAUGAACUUAGUACGUAUAUGAUGUGUAAUAAUCCACAAGAUUUAAGAGAAACAUCCGAUUGGGAAGGGAAAGGGAUUGUUUCCAGACAAAAACUUAUUGAAAAAUUACAAUCUUUUCUUCCACCCACUGUGAUGCUACCCCCUCGUCGAUUACAGACUUUACUUAGCCAGGCUGUAGAACUUCAAACAGAUCAAUGUUUGUACCACAAUACCAAACUUGACAACAAUCUUGAUGCAGUCUCUCUCCUCAUAGACCACACUUGUAAUAGGGAUCAGUUUCCUUGUAAUACUAUUCAAAUAUUGAAUGACCAUUGUGAUGAAGUAUGGUUUUGUCGAUUUUCUCCGGACGGCACAAAAUUAGCUACAGGUUCCAAGGAUGGUACUCUCAUUAUCUGGGAUGUUGAUAUGUAUACGUUUGAAGUAUUGAUGCGUAGAGCAUAUGAAGGUCACUCCUAUGGUGUAUCAUAUAUAGCAUGGCAUCCAGAUAGUAAAUACAUCAUUGCUUGUGGUCCAGACGACUGUGCUGAAGUUUGGUUAUGGAAUGUUGAGACUAGUGAAUUGAAAGCUAAAAUGAGUCAAUCUCCUGAAGAUAGUUUAACCAGUGCUGCGUGGCAUGCAGAUGGCAAAGAAUUUUUCACAGGAGGCACUAGAGGACAAUUCUACCAAUGUGAUCAAGAUGGCAAUUUUUUUGAUAAUUGGGAAGGUGUUCGAGUCCAGUGCCUUGCAUGUCAACACGAUGGGAAAGCUGUUUUAGCUGCUGACACCCACAAUAGAAUAAGAGGCUACAAUUUUGAAGAUAAAUCAGAUUUUCAUAUAUUACAAGAAGAUCAUCCUGUAAUGUCUUUCACUUUAGAUGAAACUGGAAAAUUAGCUUUAUUAAAUGUGGCCACUCAGGGAGUCCAUUUGUGGGAUCUUAAGGAUCGCUGCCUUCUUCGAAAAUUUCAGGGUGUUACCCAGGGAUUCUAUACAAUACAUUCGUGUUUUGGUGGAUUAAAUCAAGAUUUCAUUGCCAGUGGUAGUGAAGAUCAUAAAGUUUAUAUUUGGCACAUUCGAAAAGAAGUUCCAAUAACUGUGUUGGAAGGACACACUAGAACUGUCAACUGUGUACACUGGAAUCCUAAAGUGCCUAGCAUGUUAGCCAGUGUUUCAGAUGAUGGCACAAUUAGAAUAUGGGGACCUCUUGAUAAAACCAAAAAAGGUAAGUUUUUUUUUUUUUUUUUUUAAACCCUACUUUAUUUU